Lymnaea stagnalis (great pond snail) is the source of this 16020-nucleotide messenger RNA. The record is from the annotation of a GenBank genome assembly. NCBI's taxonomy places the organism in Eukaryota, Metazoa, Mollusca, Gastropoda, Lymnaeidae.
CUAAAAAGUGCCGCUAUGUUUUCUAACAAUUGAAUUUAGUGACAGGCGAAGUCUGAUAUAAUCAUCCAAUGAUUACAUCCACGAUAUCGCUUGUCAAACAAACAUGCAUUUCCGAGAUAAGGGAUAGUAUAAAAUAUUCUCUCCUAACCGAUUAAAUUGUACAUUAUUGUGUUUUGGAGCAAGGAAAGCUAAUCUCAAUUCUAGCAAACAGUCGGCAGUCGGGUCAUGUGAUUUUUAUUUUUAACUUUGACUUGACAAAAUUUACACCCGGUAAGUGAUCUCAAACAAUAACAAUUCGUUUGUAUAUAUCUGUUUAUUGGUAUUAGUUUAUGGAAAUGUAUCCAUUUAACAAUAUAAUCAGACAAACAAAAUUUGUGUGUGUGUCAUUAAUAAUUAGCAAAUUAGUGCAGUUUUCGCUAUUCCAUCAUUGCCGGACCGGUAACCUCUCAUACUCAUAAUGAGGGCAUAGAGUAUAGAGCUAGGUCAAAAAGUGUUAUCAGGGCCACUGCUAACCUUUGAACUCUAUAAAUGUGGGUUGGCUUUAUAAACCAAAGCAACACACUUUAUCUUAGCUUAAAUUCAUAAACAAGUAUAUCAAUAAAUAAUAAGAGCUCAUUUUCAUUUUAUCCUCUUAGUCUUUGUUUAACCACCCAUUAAUUCAUUAAUGCAAAGAAGACUCAUUCUUACUUAGAAAUAAUAUUUUUCCGAUUAGCGAUUUUCCUAGAUAGAUGGUAACUUUAACAAAACAAUAUAAUUUUUGUAGUAUUAUAAAUUAAUAUAAAGUAAAGUGUAAUUUAAAAUCCACGUCCACUGUCAAUAUUAUAGUCAAUAAUAAAUGAGACAUAGACCUAAGACAAAUAAUGAAUUAUUUAAAUUUUAAACAUAUUCCUGGUCUUUACCCUGGCCCUGGUACUGGUUAAGUUAAGAAUCCAUAAUACCCCGCCCCCUAAAACUAUAGUAUAGGCUAGUACUAGUAGGGAGAGAUGCUACUGAAACCUUUUAGUUAGACAAGUCAGGGUUGACAACAACUGAACGCCUGUAAGUCAGAGUCCCACACCACAGAGGCAACUCGGAGGUGUCACAAGGGGUUUGCCUCUUCGUGGUGGCGUGCCUUACUAGUAGGGAGGCUCCCCCGAAGCAAAAAACCCCUGCCACUUGCAUGACUUCCAACGCUACAGAAGUAACGCAAGAACAUGAUUACUUGUUGCCGAUAAUUGACAUGAGGCCUGGUUGGCGGUUAAAACCCUUGCUGAUGAUUUUAGCUACACGGCCCUGAGAAAGCCGCUCCAAGGCGACUGUUUCGUCCCAGCUUUCAUCCUGACCAGACAGCUCCCUGGACAGUGGGGGAAGGUAACGCAACACCUUUUCAGCGUUUUCAGUCCACCGGACGUCCUCAAGGCCAGGGGGGAGGGUCCUGAUCGGCACGGUCUCGCGGCGGGGAGACCCGGUGUCGGCCCGUGUGGGGGUGUGUUGGGGGGGAAGGGGUAUUAUGAGCUUGACAACCCACCGACGCCUUCUCCAAUGGGAUGUUAUUAGUUAGGCAAGUAGUUCUCAACCUUUAUUACUCUCAGAGUCAGAGCCCUUGAUAUGACUUAUAAAUAAAUAAUUUCUAUAGGGGAGCCUCCUAGCCUGUUUUAGACUUACCAUAUGUCUUACAAGUAAAUAGGCCUAGUGUUUAGGAAUUGUCUGGAGUGGCCACCUAUUGGGAACCACGACUUAAGACAGUGUACCGGGUAACAGCAGAGUUUUGUACAGUUCUAAACUUAUAUUAAAUCUUAGCUAAAUUCACACACACAUACACUUUUUUUUUCCAAACCCCCUAUUCAAUGUAUCGGUAUACUCUUUUCUAGGUUUAAAACAUUUAAUUCAAAUAUUUUAUUGUACUUCAUAAGAUGUAUCUAUUUUUAUCCAUUAUACCUCUAUAUUCCGGUUAGCUUAAAGAGCUAAAAUGUAAUUGUUGUACACCUGACACCACAUUGUUGUACACCUGACAGCACAUUUGAAUCAAAGUAUGUCAUACACUCAAAAUGUAUUAAUUUCAAAAUAUGUAUAGGCUUUGUUUUAAAAAAUAACACAUUUUUAAAGAAAUAUUUCUAAGUAAGAAGAAGGUACCGGUAGAGAAAAAAAGUGAAAAAAGCCUUCUUCAGAAACAGUACAAACAAAAAUUAAUGGUAAAAAUAGAAAAAUAAAAACUUAGCAGCAAUGUUGUAUCCCAGAGAAUAGCAAGUGGAAUAUAUUUGUAUUUUUUACUUUUUGUUUUUAAUUUUUGCUGAUGAAGGCUUCUUGCCAACAUUUAAAUUCUUUUUUGGGGUCCUUAUCUUAGGUUUUUUCCCUAACUUCUUUUCAUCUAACCUGAUUGCUGUCUUCCCCUUAAUAUCAUAGGUAAGAAUUUAAAAUAUUUUAUUGCAGGGAAGCAACUUGUUUACAACUAAUAUUCAGGUUCGUUUCACUUAAAGACCCUGAAGGAGAAUUAAAAACUGUUUAAUUAUAUUAUGCCAUCAGUUUGGGUUGUUUUUGUUUCCUUAUUUUAGUGUUUCUUGUCUUCCACAGUCCAUUUAAAUGGUACUCUAGGUCAACAUUUCUACACAAAUGGCAGAAGAGGAAGUCACUAAGUUCUCACCCAGACAUGUGUUACAACACAGAGCAUGGGGAUGUAGAAGGGCUUUUAGAAUAAUCCAGUAAGUUUGAAAAUGCAUCACGUUAACUCAUCUAAUGAAAGUCUUAUACCUCAUUUAAACUUUUCCAUGUUUUCUAUCUUUUAUUAAUUCAUACCUACAUGCAAUAAUUGAGUAUUUUAUUUAAUUUUAAAAAAUAUUUUUGCUUUUUAAGGAAUCGACAUAACGGGUUUAUUUGGCCGGGGUCUGUCUGCAAUCUAAGUUUGGUGGUUGGGGGAAUCACUGCAGCCAGAUUCAGUCAUGUGCCAAUAAUACAGCCAAUCAAACUAAAACUGGAGACCCUUGAAGCAACCAUUCUAUUUGUUAAUGGUAAGUCUGUCACUGGUUACUAUUGUUAAAAUACGUUCAAGGGAUUAGACUUUCACGAGCUGAAAUUGUUUAUUUUCGUUUAAUUAUUUUUUUUGCCACCAGUUAACUUAGUAUAAGCGUUACAAAAAAGUAAUGAAAUAAUAUACCAGUAUAAUUUUAAUGAUCUAAAUUAUAUAAAUUUUAAAUAUAUAAAUAGCUUAAAAUAUUAAGAAUAAACAUUCAUAGAAAUAUAGAAGAAAAAAAUAUUUUUUUAAAAUUUAUUUAGCAGCCAAUUAGCCAACUUUGAUUUUUGCAAGUGUUACAGGAAAAUAAAUUAAUAUCAUCUGGUUAAAAAAUAAUUUUCUUUCACUUUUCUCUUGUUUCUUUCUCUAGAGCCCCUGAGAGCCCCUCUUGUAUGUGUUAUAAGUGGACUGGCCCUAUUCCUAACCCUGACACUUGUUAGACGCCUAGCCCUCCGAGGCCUUCUGGCAUAUAGGGCAUGGAUGUGUAUGUAUAUUUUUUUUAAUAAGUAGGCCCUUUUAAGACUAUGAAUUUGGAAAUAUGGUACCAAAACUUCAUAUAUGAUUCAAUGAUUGCAUGAUCAUGUGGGUUUGACACACAAAUAAGUCUGCUGACUAUAAAUUUGAUUUAAUGUAGUAUACACUAGUUAAGAAGAGUUGAAGGAGAAAUUAAUGUGGCAAAUCAGCAUAACUCUGAUUGUCUCCAGCCCCUUCUUGCUCCCCCCUCCCCCCCAACCAAACCAAGGCAUUCUUUUUAACAUAUUCCUCCUGGACUGAAAUAACAUAGUAGAAAGAAUUAGGUAAAUUCACUCAAAAUAAAUUUCUUUUAAGCAUAUUUUAUUUGAUAACGUAAGUCAUCUACUAAAAAGAAACCCGUACUCUUGCAGCAACUAAACUAACCAGCUUCAUCAAAUUGUAGAAACCAUCUUGUAUGAAAUCAAUGUAGGCCCCGGCCAUUUAUUUUAAUCUCAUUUAUAGAAAAUAAUGAGAAAAUAUGAUAAACGAAGGCACAUUUGAUAGCAAGCACUAAACAUCCUGAGGAGAAGGAAAUAUAUGCAAGGAAAUAGUUUUUUAUACUUUUUUUAUACUAAUAAUAUAAUACUGGUACUUCCUUAUUGUCAGGUAAUUUACUUUGUGAUAAAUAUAUAUAUAUAUUUUUAUUUGCAGAUGAAGCUUCAACGAAACGGUCAGUGUCCACUACGCUAUGGGCUAUCCUUGUGAAGUCUGUCCGUGGGUGGAGGCCAUCCCUAUACAGUCACCAAGUUGUCCUGCCUCGGCUGGCUGUCCCGCCACUGAAUCAGACAAUAGAAAAACUUGUGGCAUCCCUUGAACCUCUGUAUACAGAUAACCCUGAUGGGCUUGAGGAGCUGAGACGUGAAUCUAGAGAAUUUCUGGUAGGCAGAAAGUUGCAACAAAGUCACAUGUUAAAUUUCACAUUUACAUAUGGUACCUAUUGUUGCUUAACCGAAGCGUUCAAUUUUGUAUCAAAAAUUCAAUACAAUUUUUUUUAUGCUCACUUUAAUUAACAUGUCGACAGUAAUGUUUGCCCCUGUUUUUUAAGUUUGGUCUCUUUCAAACAUUUCACAUGGUGAAUAGAAAAAUAGUACAACAAAUUUUUGUUCAAUUACUAUACAAAUUAUUUAGAUAAUCUCUAACUUUAUGCAUUUGAUAUGGUAAAGAGAUCUGUAGGGUCCAAUACAAUGAUGGCCAUCAUGAGUGUUCAGGGGAUUUCAUUUCAUUCCUAAACAGAAAACAGUCGGGCCAAAACUACAGAGAGCUUUAAUAAUACGUUCAUGGUGGGCGGAUAACUAUGUCACAGAUUGGUGGUAAGUGUCAUUCAUUUUCUAUCACUCUGCACAUAAUCUACGUAUACUUGGGGUACCAUCUAUAUAAAUUGAUGGUAUGUACCGUUCAAAAUUAUUCGAGGCUAGUGUUCUUUACUUUCAUUUAAAAUAGUGAAAAUUUUUUCACAAAAUUUUGAUGUUUGUUUUUUUAUCAAUAUAUGGUACUGUACUAUGCCUUUUAAAUUUUAAAAGGAUUUAUUAUAAUUUUAAAAAAUGUCAAACUUGACCUAAUUAUCAUUAGAUACAAUGAGAUGAUAAGAAAAUAAUAAGAUAGUCAUAAUAAAUUUUAAAGAUAAAAAAUAAGUUUUGUUGAUACAAAUACAAGUGCAACUGAUCUCAGGCAGUGCUUGCAUUAUAUGACCAAGGGAAGGCAGGCAGAAUAAUUAAGGAGCCUUUGGCUUAUACCCUCAAUGUGUUAAGUUUUUAAGAAGUCCCCAAUAAAUCAAUAGAGGGUGAAAAAAAUAAAUCUUUAACUUGCAGUGGGGAUAAAAAGUGAGCAUGCAUGCUUAUCUUAUGGGACAUAUUUUACAAGAAAAAUAUGUGCAUUUCUAAUUAUUGCUUAAAAAGUCCAUAAAUUUAAAAUUGCUAAACAGCUCAUUUAUAACAAUUAACAUUCCAUAAUUACGAACAAGACUAGAAAAGUAAUAUAAAUUGCAUUUGAGUUCAUUAAAUUGUUAAUACACCACACCAAAAUUUAGCUUUGCAUCUUUAACAUUUUAUAAGUUUUAUUUAUUUUUUCAAAAGUUUGCUUUUAUCAAAUUUAUAAUGUAUAAAACACUUCACUUUUAAGUUGAAAAGGUAGUGCAAGAUACACUUCAGAAGAAAGGAGUGCAUUUGAAAAAUAAAGCCAUUUUUUAAAUUUACAGUUUUUGGUCGUGAACAAAGAUAGGUUACGAUUUUCUUUCAAAAUAUAAAAGUAAAUAUUUGUUUCCCCUUAGUGCAAUGUAAAUUUCAUGGAAAAAUAAGGGUACAUUUUUAUGAGAUUAAUAUAUUUCUAAAAAAAAAAAACUCAAGGCUAUUACUGAAGUGAACAUUGGUUAAAAGAUUCUUCUUUUGAUAUUAAGAUUCUGUGUUUCACGAGUUUCUGAUAAUAUAGUAGAGAAGCAAGGCAAAAGUUUGGUUAAAUUUUUAAAGAAGAUACCAAUAUGUAUAAAAAAAACUUAAAUACCCGGCAUUAAAGAAAUUUAAAAUGGUCUAUAGAAUUUGAGGAAUUUAAAAAAAAAAUUUUUUUUAAAGUUCAAGGGCACGAAAGGGAUAAUGGAAGCCUAGACUAUUAUAUGAUAGCAUUAUAGCAUAUAAUUAUUUCUAAAAACUAAAUGAUGUAAGUUUGUUAAACAAAAUGCUUAGCUAAGAGGUAAUUCUUUUUAAACAAGGAAACUCUGAUUAACCAUUUCUAAAUAUACAUUUCAAGGGUGUUGAAUAUUGUCGUACUUUGUGGGGGNGGGGGGGUUUUAAGGAUGUAAAAAUAAAACAUCAAAACCCCAUUUAGUACUAUAUGUAAAAAUUAAGGCAUGGUUUAGAGAGAAAGGGGGAAAGGAACUAGUGAAGAUCUCAUGACAAGAAGACGAACCUAGCUAUAAAUAUAGUGAUGUAAAUGGGCAUAGCUUAGUGGACACUAACUCAAAUCUUAACAUUAAAUCAUUAAUCAAAACCGUACCCUUAAGAAAAUAAAGACAAACAAAAUUAAUAUUUUUAAAUAUAUUAAAUAUCAUUUACAAAUGACGCUAAUACACACAAAAAUGAAUUUUUAUAAACUAAUAUAUUUUGGAUGUAUUGGCAUAAUAUAAUAUGAUCUAUAAUGACAGUUAUAUUCAAAUAUAUAUCCAACGAUAAAUUAACUUAUAUUACCAGAUAUAUUGAUAGAAUCAGUGUCAGUGAUUUAUUUUUACCAAAAAAGACAGUUUAUUUGUAAAUCCCUUGAGUAUUAUUUCUAAAAGGGAAAACUAUGUUUAUCUGAUGGGACGAAGUCCGCUGCCUAUUAACAGUAACUAUUACAUCAUGGACCAGAGCUACUGGACACCAACAUCUCGGCAAUGUGCGAGGUAAAUUCUUUAUGCAUUAGUUAUUUGAUAAAAAAAUUUACUCUGCAGACUGCCCACAACAAAUUUUUUUGGGGGGGGAUCAAAUUCUUGAAUAAAAAAGAUUAAUGGGACACAAACAAUUUGUGUAAAUAGAAACACUAUAGGUUAAAGUUAAAGUUUGUUCUAUAAAUGGAAAUAUGACUAUGAGAUGUGUAACGCUAAGAGAUGUGUAACACUACUAGAUGUGUAAAUCUAUGAGAUGCGCAUACUCUGAAAAUACUUAAUGCUUAUGGAGAUAAAUUUACUUCUUUCAGUCUGAACUUAUAACUUGGUCUCUAAAUUCUGUUUGAGCAGAGCGGCUGGUGUCUUGUACCAAAUUCUCAGAAUAAGGGAGGCAAUCGUAACAGAGGAGUUGGAGCCCUUGGUUAUAAGGGAGACAGUCCCAGUUUGUAUGGAGCAGUACAGAAGAAUAUUCUCUACCACCAGGUGAGGCAAUGUAACAACCAUUAUUGUCUUUGAAAAGUUACAAGUAACAUAGUAGUUACAAAAAGGAUUCUUCAUGGUAUCAAAUUUUUUUUUACCCAUAACAGAAAUUUGAAGAACGUGGUCAUAAAUAGGUAAAACUUAGACAUUUUAAGCAGAUUGAAGAGGGUGUCACAGUCACAUUGACAAUUUAAACUAUAACCCAAUUGUGAUAUUUUAAAUUUUUUUCCUCCCUUCAAAAAAAAAAAUUCUGCAUGUUCAUGUUUACCAAAAAGUUUACUUCUAUAUUAUUGUGAUAUGUUCAAAUUUACAUUCAUCUAAUUCCACAUGAGAGCAUUAUAGUUUUAAUAGUGUAGUUCUACAUGACUGUUCCAAUAUCCUUUCAUAAAAGCUGACAAAAACACAUGUCGCAUGAUCUUCAAAAGUCCCAACAUUAAUAUCUCCAUAUUUUAAAGCCAUCAAAAGAAUUUCAAGGUGAGAAUUUCUCUCUAAAUAAACAUCUAAUGUGUUAUUUCUUUCAGAGUUCCUGGUGAAGAAAUUGACAAGUUGGUCCAUUACCCAGCAAGCAAGUCACAGGUCAGUUCUCUUGUUGGUGGUUUUAGUUUGAGUAUAGUUUGGCUUUUAAAUUCUUUGUACCGGUACAAUGAAUCCAAAUCAACAACAACACUCCCCCACACCACUUUUCCAGAAACAACUUUUAUUCUCAGUAAGUUAGUUGAUAACUUUAUACAAACAAAUGUGACUCUUAUGACAGAAAGAAAAGAAUAAUAUAAAGAAAUGUAGAUUUGCAUGUACUUAAGUUACCCAGCGUAUAACAUCCUGAACUCAGAGUCAGGUGACGUUAUGAUGGGCGUGUCAAAGAUAUGCCAUGACAUUUUAGGUGGCAUGGCAGCAUUAACAACAGUCAUGUAAUGUUACUAUCAGAAACCUUCAGUCAUGAAUUAAGUGAAGAACUUCAACUGCAAUCCCAUUAUAUUUAUAUCUAACUUUCUUUAAAUUAGUUUAGCCCCCCCCCCCCUUUACUUUCAGUUCACAUAUAAAUAAAUAUAUCAAAAUAAUUGAUUUUAGCAUAUCGUGGUCAAUAGACGUGGAUUAUUGUAUAAACUGGACAUAACAGAUUAUUACGGCCGGUUGGUCAGUCCUUGUGACCUUGAGAGACAAUUGGAAUGGAUUCAGGCUGAUGCCGACACUAAAUAUUGUAAGCUUAAAAUGUCUGUUUCAUCCAGCAACUUGUAUGCUAUCUCAAGUCAUUACUUUUGUAACUACUGACAACUUGUGUUAAUUAAUAUGUUGUGAUCUCUCUGGCUUUGCUAGGAGAAAAUACAAAGUACCGGUAAAUACAUUUAACAGAGCUAAUGUUUAUGCAUUUUGUUCCGCUUAGUAUUAUUUGAAAUCCUUCAAGUUUUUGUUUUGCUGCUUUCCUAGCUGAAAUCCCAGAGGCAGAACGACUCAUCCCAGUGUUGACAUCAAUUGACAGGACAACUUGGGCCAGAACAAGGUCUCAGUAUUUCUCAUUGGGUGUCAACAAGGAAAGUCUAGAUGUGGUAGAGUCUGCAAUAAUGUAUGUAAGUGAUUUGGCCUUACUCUUUUCAUGCAGUUCGUCCUUAACAUUUCAGCAAUGAGUUAUCAAUGCCGUGAUUGAGCCUCAAAGUAGGCCUACUAUCUACAUCACAGUUUGUUAGAAUUACGAGUACAGUACCAAAUGUUUCAUGUUCAGUGUUUUAGAAGCACUAAACCCUGUCAUGUAAUGUAUGUUAGUAUGGUAGCAAUCCGCUUAUCAAGUUCACUCUCUAAUUGGUCCUCAACAGCUUGUGUUGGACACCAUUCAGUAUCCAGAUCUCUCGUCAAGGGCAGCCCACCUGCUGCAUGGGGAUGUUGGACUUUUCUGGUUUGACAAAUCUUUUGAGGUGGGACAUUUUACUCUUAUAAAAUGAAUAGUCCCGUGUCUAUGUGUGUGUGUCCUUUUUUUAGGGUGGGCGUGUUUAGUGUAGCUGCUUUAAAAUUACAUUAAUAGAAGUAAAAUGAACUUAAUUUUGGUCUGGGGAGGGGGUUAGUCUGUAGCAUUAUCAGUGUUGAGGAUUUGUUCUGAGUUUUUUGUUUUGGCUUGUGUUUGAUACUGAUACUUGAUUUGUUAGUGAGCGUAGUUGGUAUGGAGAUUAAUAGUGUAGCUAUUGCUAUGGGGUGUUGGUGAGCUUAUUUGGUGUGGAGAUUAAUUGUGUAGCUGUUGCUAUGUGGUGUUAAUGAGCUUAUUGGGUGUGGAGAUUAAUUGUGUAGCUGUUGCUAUGUGGUGUUGGUGAGCUUAUUGGGUUGCAGAAAGAUAGAGAUAGUGGAAGGAAGAAGGCAUGCUGUGGAGUUUAUUGUUGAAUGAAGAACCGUAUGAGAUAUUGAUCUUGGAGUUGUUACUAAUUACCCAUAGAAUAAAUAAGCUAUUGAAUUGCUUAUUCAAUUAGCAGUUUGUAACAAUCACUUGAAGAAAACUGUUACAUUCUUUAUGAUAUGAUAAUUAUGUUUUGAUAUCAAUGUCUAACCAAAUACAACAGCACUAAUAGGUACUAGUGAACUACUAGUAAUAGGUUUGUGGACCUGAUGAUACUUCCAGAAACAACAAGAGGAUACUAAUACUCGUAAAUAGUUCUGUGGACCUGAUGGUACUUCCAGAAAUAACAAGAGGGUCACUCAUUUUAUAAAAUUUCUUUCAGUUGAUUGCCAUGACAGACGGCCAUGUUGGUCUGAACUGUGAGCACUCUUAUGCUGAUGCCCCAGCUGUUGGACAUGUGCUGGAAUAUAACCUGACCUAUGAGUGAGUACUUGGUCUAUUUAAGGAAACUUGGACACAUUACGAUACUUGCCAGGAGUCAACCUAAUGUUAUUAGCAGUCAUCCAAGACCCAUAAUUGCCAUGACUCCCUGCUUGAAUCCCAGAAUUUUUAAAAAGAUAUCAAAGCAUUUACACUGUUUAAGUUUAAGCUGUCACAAUCUAUAAUGUGAAUUAACCCUGGAACCCACACAGCUUUACAAUAGGGAAAAUAAAUGAAGGACUGCGUUUAAGCCAAAUUGUUCACAUCUAAAUGUCCUUUCUUUUGAUUCAAGCGUCUACGUACCUUGUUCUACUAUUUACAGUAGGAGCCAGAUAUGAAAUGUUAUGACAAGGCUUUUUUGAAAACAUUUUUUGGUCCAUUUUUAAACAAUUUACUCAUGAUCUCAAAUGUCUUAAAGUCUAUUCGAUUUUCUUGCUAAUUAAACAAGCAGCCAUUAGCCCUUUAAUUUAAACGGUACAUAUCUUCAUGAACUUGGCAUCUUGUUUGGGGUCUGUACCUCGAAGUUUUGUUCUUACAAUGGGCGCAUAAUUGGACUUUAAAAAAUGGUUGACUCGCACACACAUAGCUGCUGAUGUUCAUUUAAUUUAACAAUAUCAGACCCCAUUUGGUUGCUCUAAACCUAAUAUUUUUGUCUCCCACCUCAGAGUUCUAGGAGGUCUGUAUUCCCCCGAGGGUCAUUGCGUUGAUGUUCAGCCAGUGGGCAUUCCCACCAGACUGAAGAGCAAACCAAGCCUGUUGCAAUGGGAAGUUGAUGCAAAAUUGGAAGCUGUCAUAUCCAGUGCUUGCGUGCAGGCCAGCAAGGUUAGGAAUUUUAUUAUGUUGAUUACAUGGAGUCUAGAAAUGUUGAUGUCCAACUGCAACAAAGUUAAUUUUGGUUUCUAUUAUCUAGAUAUUUCAAUCAGUAAUUAAUAUAUUUACAGAUAUUGAACACACCAGUAAUUUUGCUGAGAGAAAUAACAUAAAUUUGCCAGCAAUUGUAUGUCAUUGCAGAACAUCAAAGACCUUGACCUAUUGAUCUGCGACCAUGACAGGUUUGGGAAAGGUACCAUGAAAAAGUGCAAAGUUAGCCCUGACGCUUUCAUUCAGAUGGCACUAAAUGCAACCUACAGACGCCUAACUGGUAUCGCUGUCCUUACCUAUGAGGUACACAAAGUCCUUACAGGCGUGGGGGUGUCAUUCAUAAGGGGAAUGUGUAGACAGGCCUAGGGGAUGUCAUUCAUAAAGGCAAUGUGUAGAUGAAAAACAAGAAUAGAAGGAAAUGGCUUUGACAAAUUGUGAAUGGAGGAAGUUGGGGAAAAUUCAAUUGAUUGAGCAGCCAGGAGAAUGGGGUUUUGGGAAUAGAGUUAAAAUAGAGAUGGGAAAGCCAGGAAGCAUUUAAGUUUAAGAGCUGGGAAGCUAAAAGUCAGCACAAGUUGCUAAAUCUUUCAUCAUUUAUUUGGAAUCAAUGUCUUCAAUUCCUUCGGCCAUUUUCAAGAGGAUGACUCUUUAUGUAUGCAUUGCAUCCGGGGUAACCUAAUAUUGUUGAGUGCAAUGAUAAAUCUGUACACUAAUGUACAAUGAUUAAUACGUACACUAAUUCAUAAUGAAUAAUCUUUACAAUUUUUAAUCUGUGCACUAAUGUACAAUGAUUAAUCAUUAUUAAAUUGGAGUACAAUUAUUAAUUUUUACACUAAAGUAAAAUUAUUAAUCUGCACAUUAUAGUACAAUGAUUAAUCUUUAUACUAAAGUACAAUGAUUAAUCUGCAUAUCUGUCCACUGAUUUUGAAAUGUUUUCAGGGUCAAUCUUAUUUUUGUAUUUCCUCCAUCAGGCAGCCAUGACACGCCUGUACAAAAAUGGCAGAACAGAGACAGUUCGCUCCCUUACUAAAGAAGCCAAUAACUUUGUUGUAGCGUUGCUCGACAGUAGCGUGCCGAAACAAGAGAAGAGACGCCUUCUUGUCACUGCCUGUGACAAGCAUACCGUCAUGUACAAGGAUGCCAUGAAUAACAAAGGAAUCGACAGACACCUCUUUGCCCUUUAUGUUGUCAGCCGGGGCCUUGGAAUGGUAGGAUGACAAGUGGUUAUAAAGAUGUGCAUGGAGUUUUGUAGUUUUAAAAAAAAGCAACUAAAUUUCCCUUGUUUAAAAAGUUUCUAAAUUCUGAAUGUUUUAGACAUGAUUGUAUUCACAUUGUCCACAUAAUUAUAUAAUUCUGAUGAAUCAGUCUGGUUAUCUACUUCAAAAUUCCCUUACUAUGACCUGGCAUCACAAGGCUAACCAUAACCCUAUUUACAGCAAAUAUUUGAGAGGAGGGUGAAGGUUAUAAUCAACAACUAUAAAUAAUUAUUAAUUUUGAAUGAUAUACUGGUGACAUCAAAAUAAUAAGCCACACCUUUUUGAGAGUAGUCACUUUCAAAUAUCUAGGAGCUACUAUAAAUGAGCACAAUUAAAAAAUGUCUGAGGUGAAAGAAAUGAUAACAGCAGGCAGCCUAAAAAACUACUACUACUACCGGUACUGCUAGUACUAGGAACCAAAAACCUCUCAAGGAGAACAAAGAAGGCAACAUACACCACCAGUAGUAUAAGACCAGUAGUGAUUUAUUCAAAUUCAAGUGAGACUUGGUCCCUUACCACAAAACCUGCUCAACACAUGGGAGAGGAAAAUACUCAGGAUUUACAUCAGCUGGGGUCUGCAAAUGCAGGUGGAAAGCCAUGGAUCGAACAUAAGGAUGUGGUGGAACAGGCGAGGGCCCUACAUGGGCUUUAGGACCUCUGAUGCUGAUUAUUGAAUGAUGCUUCACAUGGUUUGGAGUGUCAAAGUAUCAGCAUCAAAGAGUGGAUAUUUCAAACAGUGGCCUAGCCUCCUCUCCUUAUACAUGAAAUCAAUAAGUUGUUUGAGAUUAGAAAAUUAUUUUGGCUGGUGUGUUCGAAGGCCAGCUAUUUGCUGAUAUAUUGUAAGAUUUGGUUACUUAAUACUGAUACCCUACAGUUGCUUAUAAUUAUAGAAAUAUAUAUAUAAGUAUAGGAUGUGGUAAAGGUAUGUUAAUAGCCUAUAACAGUUCAUGUGUAUCAUCCCACAGGAAAGCGAGUUCCUCAAGAAAGUCUUGUCUAUACCAUGGGUCUUGUCUACUAGUCAGCAGCCACAACAGCAGGUACUGAAUAACUUUUUAAUUUAUUUGUUUUCAUUUUAUCACAUGACCUAAGAAGUUCAAAGAUAAACAUGAGUGGACUGAACUGUGUUGCCUUUUCAAUAAUCAUGGUGAGGGAUUUAUACAUGGGCAGAUACGUUUAUGCCUUUUAAUAUGCAAUCAGGGACAUGCAUUAACUACCCCAUUUUUAUAUGCAAUCAGGGACAUCCAUAAACUACCCCAUUUUUAUUUUGCAAUCAGGGACAUGCAUAAACUACCCCAUUUUUAUAUGCAAUCAGUGACAUCCAUAAACUACCCCAUUUUUAUUUUGCAAUCAGGGACAUGCAUAAACUACCCCAUUUUUAUAUGCAAUCAGUGACAUCCAUAAACUACCCCAUUUUUAUAUGCAAUCAGGGACAUGCAUUAACUACCCCAUUUUUAUUUUGCAAUCAGGGACAUGCAUAAACUACCCCAUUUUUAUAUGCAAUCAGUGACAUCCAUAAACUACCCCAUUUUUAUUUUGCAAUCAGGGACAUGCAUAAACAUAAACUACCCCAUGAAUCUUUUUUUUAAAAAAAGGAUACCAAAUUUGUGAUGAGCUAUUAUGAAGGUGUCUAAGUUGUGGGACUAAGGGGGAUUGGGGCAAAUUAUGUCAAAAUAGUAUGAAGUCAUUUAUGUAUGGCCGCUUAUGGGGUAUAUUAAAAAUGUAUGGGAAAAUAUUUUUUACUUAGUCUGGUCAAAAAAGAAUUUAAAAUAAUGAUAGCACAAUCUAUGAUGAGAUCAGCCCAUUAUAGGAAGUAGUUAUAAUAAUAUAUUUUCGUGUGUCUUGUUGACUUAAUUUCCAUGGUUGUUACAGAUCUCAUGGUCACCUGACUGCAAUGAUGAGAAAUACAGCCAUCAGCUUUGUCCUGGUGGAGGUUUUGGUCCCGUGGCCACCGAUGGAUAUGGUGUGUCCUACAUGGUGCCAGGCGAUCGACGCAUUUUUUUCCAUGUGAGCUCGCGUCGGUCAUCGGGCAAGACGAGUUCAGCAGAGUUUGUGGAAGCCCUUAAAACAACCAUGAGCGAGAUGAGGGAUUUAUUUACUGCAGAUUGAGAGUCCAUUUGGCACAGCGUAUGAGAUCGACCCAGCCAUUAAUUCAGCCUGGUCAAGUGAAAUCAUGGGUCAACAACAACAUGGAAGCUAUCAUCAUGAAACAUUUUAAUCCAACUGUUGUGAACCCUUUUCAGUCAUUGUACCCCUUGGCCCUAGCGUCACAUACCCAUUAUUAACUGGCAAUAUAACUUGAAUUUCUACCAAAAGAAACUUCACUUACAUCUUGGCUCCCAUGAGCUUUUGCUUGAGAACUGCUGUUGUUUCAAAGGAAUCAUUUACAGUUAGUUUACAGUAUUUGAAAAUAAAAAUUUAUUGACAAAAAAAAUAAGCAUAAACAAGCGAGGACAGGCCAACAAUAAAUAAUUUGUAAAUGUAUUUGCUCAUUAUUGUCUUUCAAUUUAUAUUUUAAGUAUCUGUAUUAUAUCGGUGGCCUCUAUUUUACUUACCGUACCAGAUCUCACAAGAACAAAUGACAGAAAAACUUUGACAAAUGUUAGAAACAUGUUGUAACAUAAGAUGCAUUGUAAAUGUCAUCAAGAAAAAGAAAGAAAGAAAGAAGGACUUGUCAAAUAUUUGUUGAAUAACAGUAUUUGGGAUACACUUAUAUUUUUUAUAUUUAUAAUUUAAUAUAACCUAGUUCGUGGUAUGUUACCAUUCCAUGUAUUCUAUGUAAACGCCCAAUAAAAUUGUGUUUUAAUUAUAACAAUUAUUAUUAAAAUACCAUGUUGAAUUAUUUAUAUAAUAGUCCGGUAUAAAAGUUGAGUCAAUGCAAGAGUGUGGAUGUAGUUGCAGAUUUAUGGAGGCACACCUGCAGUCUAUCACAAAGGCAGGAAAAAAAAUAUUGACUGUGGCUGUAAACUGUACAAAAAAUCUACAAUGGGUCCUGCCCGCAAUGAUUAUUUAUUUUAAACAUUUCUCAUUAAAGGUAAUUAUUUGUGAUAUGUAAACCUAUCCCGGGUGCAGGAAUAUUUUUACUUUAAAUACUGAGAAAAGUGCGUGUGUACAAUUGAUACUGUUAUUAAAACACAUGUCUUUUCUGAAAUUAUACAAAGAUAUUUUUAAUCCCUCUACAUAAAUUGAAAUUUUAUUUGCAAAUUUGUAUUAGUUAAUUAUUGUUGCUAUUGUGUGUGUUUUUGUGUGUAGGUAGGUUGUGCAUUUAUUUGGUGUCCGGAAACAUGUACAAAAACAAUUAAACAAUCAAAUGUUGUUCGAAUGGAACUUAGUUCAAAUUGACAUUUUUUGGAAUUGAAAUUUGCACUACAGAUAUUUGUAGAAAUGGAAUUUUUUAACAAUCAAAAUAUGGUAUUUUAUUAUAGGUGAUUUCAGUAAAAGAAAAUAUUAACAUUAAAAUAAAUGUAUGGCAUAAUUUUGAUAAGUUUUGUUAUGAGUGCUAAUUUUUUAUAAUACUAUUUAAAUUUAUCGACAAUUUAAAAUAAAUAAAUACAAAAAAUGUCCAUUUGAACAAAUCUCCAAUAAAAAAAAAUUUAGUUCAAACAUUCUUUCAUACAAAAUAUUUUUGUAUUUAAUUCCGGGCACGCAUCCAUUUUGCUAGCCAUUAUACUUUGUUACGGUACUCUUAUGGCCAAAAUAUUUUCCCUGUGGAAAACAAAAAAAUCAAAAUAAAUUGUAAUUUAUUUACAUUUUGUUUAUUGAUUUCUUUGACUGAUGAUCC